Messenger RNA from Engraulis encrasicolus (European anchovy), 10230 nucleotides. It is a transcript of the gene cicb, whose product is annotated as capicua transcriptional repressor b. NCBI's taxonomy places the organism in Eukaryota, Metazoa, Chordata, Actinopteri, Clupeiformes, Engraulidae. Gene Ontology annotation, molecular function: DNA-binding transcription factor activity, RNA polymerase II-specific; RNA polymerase II transcription regulatory region sequence-specific DNA binding. Gene Ontology annotation, biological process: regulation of transcription by RNA polymerase II. The record is from RefSeq and is a predicted model, not a curated record. Gene Ontology annotation, cellular component: nucleus.
AUGAGGUCACAGCGGCGAUCAGGUGUUCGCAGGAGGCGGAGCCACAUGGACAUAGGCCCCGCCCCUCAUCCAGACCACAGAGCCAAACUCAGGAACAAAGACACACCCCCUUAUGACACACACAGGAAGCAGCGAGCUCCACCCCCCUCAUCACGCCACCCAGCAGAGCCUAUCAGCAUCCAGGGAGAGGCGAAUGGGGCGGGUCUUAGAGACGAGGCAGCGAAUGGGAAAGGAGCACCAGAGAGUCCACCAGCUCCACAACACAGCCAUGGCAACAACACGUUAACCGCUGACAACACACCCGCUAACACCCGCCUUCACAAGGUUUCAGCCAACCACAGCGGAGCUACAAUCACAUUGGCCAACCACAGUGCAUCUGACAGCAUAUCAUCCAAUCACAUCGAACCUAGCAUAUCCUCCAAUCAGAACAGUCCUUGUGGUUCCCCAGCAAAGGACAGUGGACCUGCGACCGCCUCAGCUCCUCACAGCGCAUCAGCUGACACCACAUCCGCCAAUCAGAAUGGAGCAAGUGUGUCAUCAGCCAAUCACAUCGCCAGCAGAAGCCAUUCCAGCCGCAAGACGGCCACCUUCAAAGCCAGAGUGCCGAAGAGGAAGAACAUCUCCGAGCCCAGUGCAGCUAGCAUCGCAUUAGCACCUAGCAUCGCAUUAGCAACUAGCACCACAGUAGCACCUAGCGGCAUGUUAGCUGGCCCCUCACUCUCUCCCUUCAGCCCCAUCACGCAUGCUAAUGCUAACACUAGCCCAACGUCCAGCCCCAAUGCUAACGUCUCUGCUAACCGGCUCUGCACAGCUGCAGCUGGUCCUACCUCGUUCUCCAAACCACUAAUCUCUGAUGGCGAAAUCAGUGGGAACUGCGCUAAUGCAAACUCCUACUCGACCGCUAAUGAGGUCUGUGGCAGGGCUAGUUCCGCUCUCCCAUCCAGCCCUGACCCAAAUGCUAAUGCUAAUACCUCAGAUGCUACAUUGAUCACCAGCCCCAACCCCGCCUAUCACACAGAGAGUUAUUUAGUUUUAUCUUCUAAUGGCCACACCCCUAAGCCAUCGUCUUACCCAAUUACAGCACAGCUUAGUGCCGACAAAGCUAAUCUUACCUCUGCUGCCAACCCUACCUCUAGCAAUGCCCCCAGCGCUAGCACUACUUGCACCGCUGGCACUGACCCCAGCGCUAGCACUCCUCACACCGCUGGCACUGACCCCAGCGCUAGCACUACUCGCACCGCUGGCACUGACCCCAGCGCUAGCACUCCUCGCACCGCUGGCACUGACCAAACUAUUAGCACCUCUAGCAUUGACCCCAGCGCUAGCACUCCUCGCACCUCUAGCAUUGACCCCAGCGCUAGCACUCCUCACACCUCUAGCAUUGACCCCAGCGCUAGCACUCCUCGCACCGCUGGCACUGACCCCAGCGCUAGCACUCCUCACACCGCUGGCACUGACCAAACUAUUAGCACCGGUAGCAUUGACCCCAGCGCUAGCACUCCUCGCACCUCUAGCAUUGACCCCAGCGCUAGCACUACUCACACCUCUAGCAUUGACACCAGCGCUAGCACUACUCACACCGCUGGCAUUGACCCCAGCGCUAGCACUCCUCACACCGCUGGCACUGACCCCAGCGCUAGCACUCCUCACACCGCUGGCACUGCCCCCAGCGCUAGCACUCCUCACACCGCUGGCACUGCCCCCAGCGCUAGCACUACUUGCACCGCUGGCACUGACCAAACUAUUAGCACCUCUAGCAUUGACCCCAGCGCUAGCACUCCUCGCACCUCUAGCAUUGACCCCAGCGCUAGCACUACUCACACCUCUAGCAUUGACCCCAGCGCUAGCACUCCUCGCACCGCUGGCACUGACCCCAGCGCUAGCACUCCUCACACCGCUGGCACUGACCAAACUAUUAGCACCGGUAGCAUUGACCCCAGCGCUAGCACUCCUCGCACCUCUAGCAUUGACCCCAGCGCUAGCACUCCUCGCACCUCUAGCAAUGCCCCCAGCGCUAGCACUACUUGCACCGCUGGCACUGACCAAACUAUUAGCACUGGCUCCAGAGGGAGCUGUGGCAGGCAGAGAAGAGGCCAAUCAGGAGAGAGAAACGGCCACAUCAGCCAAUCAGGAGAGAGCAGCGGCCACAUCAGCCAAUCAGGAGAGAGCAGCGGCCACAUCACCCAAUCAGGAGAGAGCAGCGGCCACAUCAGCCAAUCAGGAGAGAGCAGCGGCCACAUCACCCAAUCAGGAGAGAGAAACGGCCACAUCACCCAAUCAGGAGAGAGCAGCGGCCACAUCAGCCAAUCAGGAGAGAGCAGCGGCCACAUCAGCCAAUCAGGAGAGAGCAGCGGCCACAUCAGCCAAUCAGGAGAGAGCAGCGGCCACAUCACCCAAUCACCAGAGAGCUGCAGCCAUAUCAGCCAAUCAGGAGAGAGAAACGGCCACUUCACCCAAUCAGGAGAGAGCAGCGGCCAAAUCGCCCAAUCAGGAGAGAGCAGCGAACAAAUCCUCCGUAUCCAGGGGUACCCCAGUCUCCCCCUCCCGCACCUCCUGCAGGGGUACCCCAAUAUUCCCCUCUGCAUCUCGGGAGGUACCCCAGUCUCCCCCUCCAGAGGUACCCCAAUAUCCCCCUCCCGCACCCCCUCCAGAGGUACCCCAGUCUCCCCCUCCCGCACCUCCUGCAGGGGUACCCCAAUAUUCCCCUCUGCAUCUCGGGGUACCCCUGUCUCCCGCACCCUCACGCCCUCCAGAGUGUUCCGGAAGGGGGAGGUGGUGUGCACGGGGGCGGGCGUCCGCAAGAAGUUUAACGGCAAACAGUGGAGACGCCUCUGCAGCCAAUCGGGAUGCAGCAAGGAGGCCCAGAGGCGGGGCUACUGCUCUCGCCACCUAUCACAGCGCGCGCGACAGGAGGGCGACCAAUCACAGCACAGCAGGAAGGAGGAGGAGGACCAAUCACAGCGCGCUGUUCAUGAGGGGGGCGUGUCCUCAGAUGAAAGGGGUGUGUCUUCAGAGGAAAUGGGUGUGGCCAGCGCUGGCGAGCAUGAUCGUGAGGACACAACCCCGUCGUUCGAGGUACAGGAGGGCGGCGAGGAGGGUCGGGGCGGCUCGCGGUCGCUACUGUCGCCUGAUUGGUCAAUGCGGCCGCUCCUGUCUCCUGAUUGGUCAAUGCGGUUCGACUCUGAGGAGUGCGAGGCGGCCAACAUGCUGAUGUCACUCAGCAGCUCCCGCUCAGCCACGCCCUCUUUCUCCCCUCUAUCCAAUAGGACGCCGUCUUACUCCCCAGUGUCCAAUAGGACGCCCUCCUUCUCUCCACACGAUGGCCGCUCCCCGUUCUCCCCCGCCCCCUCGCCAGGCUCCGCCCCAUCGCCUCUCUUCGGCUUUAGGACCGCCCACUUCAGCCCCAUCACCCCGGCCCCCCCUGGUCGCUCCCGGCAACCCAGUGGGCGGUCCCCCAAACCCCCCGAGCAUCCCCUCAUCCCAACCCCCUCGCACGGCUCCACCCCCUCUCCUGCUCUGCCGCUAUCCCAGCAGCCUUUGCAGGUCUCUCCGAUCGUCAUCCCCAUGAUGCCUGAUGACACCCCAUUGGUGAGUUGUUUCAUAAGCCCCGCCCUUGACUCUUCUCGAUUGGUCAGCAACAGUCAGCAGCUGUCUCCUCCGCAGCAGCAUCCUAUCACGUCUCCCGAAGCCGCCGAGGAGGCGGUUCUUAUCCACAGCCCCGCCCCCACCGUGGUGCUGGUGUCGCCUCCCUCUCUGGCUGUUGGCCACGCCCUCUCCGACUCCCCUGGCCAAUCAGGCGCAGCGCUGGCCUGCAUCUCAGACUCCGCUAGCCAAUCGCUGGCCUGCGUCUCCGUGGCUCCAUCCAAUCAGCUGCAGCAGCCGUUGCCAUGCCACCCGUCUCCCACUGCGCUGUUGCCCCUCCUCCUGCCCUCGUCGCCCCGCCCCCCCGUCGUCAUGGGGACCCGCCCCGGCACAGUCUGGACCAAUGUGGAGCCUCGCUCGGUGCCGGUGUUCCCCUGGCACUCCCUGGUGCCCUUCCUGGCUCCCAACCAAUCAGAGCCCUCCGCUCAGCAGGGGGAGGGGCAACAACUUGUCAAUCAGCCGCAGCCGGCCAAUCUGAAGAAAGAGCCCCAGGCGGGGAUGAUCCAGUUGAAGGAGGUUAGUGAGGGCCCCCCCACCCCCGAGAGGGCCCCCCCUCGCCCCAUGCCUGGGACCCCCCCCACCACCACCGCAGACCCGCUGGCCCCCGACCGCGACAAGGAGGCGAGGGAGGCGGAGAGGGAGCGGGAGAGGGAACGGGAACGGGAACGACCCGACAGCGAAACGGAGAGCGACGUUGACGACGCGUUUUUCCCGGGGAUCGCUCCAGACCCCCCCAUGACUCCGUCUCCAGGAAAACGAAGGACUCAGUCUCUCAGCGCUCUGCCCAAAGACGACAAGAACAGCCCUGGCAAGCGUGGUGAGAAGGACCACAUCCGGCGGCCGAUGAACGCCUUCAUGAUCUUCAGCAAGCGUCACCGCGCCCUCGUGCACCAGCGGCACCCCAACCAGGACAACCGCACGGUCAGCAAGAUCCUGGGGGAGUGGUGGUACGCGCUGGGACCUAAAGAGAAACAGAAGUAUCACGACCUCGCCUUCCAGGUGAAGGAGGCCCACUUCAAGGCCCAUCCUGAUUGGAAGUGGUGCAACAAGGAGAGGAAGAAGUCGCAGAGCUCAGAUGGGCGGGGCCUAGGAGAUGGGCGGGGCCUAGCCGGCCCCAAAGACAUCCGCGAGAGGAGCAUGUCAGAAACCACCGAGCCACCGUCCGUCUCGCUGGGUAUGGACAUGAAGGGGGCGGGGUCUGUGCUGAUGGGCGUGUCUGAUCGAGGAGGAGGAGGGGAGGGGCCUACAGCUCAGCUGACACGCCCCCGAGCCUUCUCCCAGAGUGCAAUGCACACUCUAGAACGCAGCGAACGGAACACACAGGCCCUGGCAGAGCUGGCACAGAUGUGUGCGGAGGGUGGUGGGGGUGUGUCGGGGGGGCGUCUCCCUCCCCUCUCGCGUGCGGCGCGCGGCCUCAGCGAAGACAUGACCAGUGAUGAGGAGAGGAUGGUGAUCUGCGAAGAGGAAGGAGACGAUGACGUCAUAGACGACUCCUACCCCCCUCCCUCCUCCUCUAUUGAUCUGAAGUGUAAGGAGAGAGUGACGGACAGCGACAGCGACAACGCCUCAGGAGACGAAGCUGAACGCAAGAGGGUGUUUGGUGGUGUCAUCUGCUCCUCCUCCUCCUCCACCCCGUAUGGGCGGAGCUUGUCUCUCUCCUCCUACCCGUCGCGUCGCUACGGCGAUACAGACAACAGCAGCAGCGGGGAGCGAAGGAGGAAGAGAGGAGGAGAGGGAGGAGAGGAGAGAGGGGGAGAGAGAGGAGGUGGAGGAGGAGGAGGAGGAGAGAGAGGAGGAGGGGCUGUGACGUUCCCGGGGGUGUCGUCCUCAUCUCGAGUGGGCGGGGCCUCCACGGUGGUGACCAGUGUGGUGCGACCGGUCGUCAGCAGCCCUGUACCAAUCGCAAGCAAGCCCAGAGACCACGGACCAAUCGCAAGCAAGAACAGAGACCACGGACCAAUCGCAAGCAAGAACAGAGACCACGGACCAAUCGCAAGCAAGAACAGAGACCACGGACCAAUAGCAAGCAAGAACAGAGACCAUGACCACAUCCAGCCACCUCAGCUCUUCAUUGGCCAGGCGGGAGGAAUGGGAGGGGCCGGCUACGCCUCCUCCACCAAUCCCAGUGCAGCGGGCAGUUCUGGGCUGCCAGGGGGCGUGGUCACUGGCCUGGUGGUGGGCGGGGCCUUCCAGACGCAGCAGGCUGCUCUGAUUGGCCCGUCGCAGCAGGCGCUGCAGCUAAUUGGUGCAUCCCCUAGCUCUGGCCCCGCCUCCCAGCCGAACGGCCCCGCCCCCCUGUCACUGCUGGCGCCGCCUGGUGGUGUGAAGACGCUACCGCAAGUCCAGUACAUCCUGCCCAGCCCUGCCCCUAAGAGCCCCUCCCCCCAGCAGACAAACCAGCCAACCGGUGUCUUCACUCUGCCCAAUGUCCCGCCCACAACCCCAAACCAGCCAACCGGUGUCUUCACUCUGCCCUCGGCCCCACCCACACAUAUCCCUCUGCCCAAUGGGAAGCAAGUGGGCGUGGCUCCAGUGGGAUACGCCUCCAACCCGACUAUGGUCAACCCGGGGACAACAGUCCAAAGUGCUCCGCAGGUCUUGCAGGGCAAGAUGAUCGUUCCCAUGGCAGCAGUCAGGGCUGCCCAGGCUCCGCCCCCUCAGCCCUCAUUUCCUCUCGUAACUCCGCCCCUUCCUGUCCAGAACGGGGCUCAAUCAGGAAGCAAGAUUAUUCAGAUCGCCCCGAUGCCGGUCGUCCAAUCACAGCUGCCGUCUGGAGGAGCGGUGCAUGCUGGGAGCCAUUUCCCCGUUACCAUGGCAGCAGCUGCAGUAGUUGCACCACCAGGGGGCUCCACUCACACACACACACAGACCGUACUGCUGCCCCCCCCAGCCACCAGGAUCGCCUAUGUUCAGUCCUCGCCGGGUGUGUGUGUGGCGUCUCCAGUGCCGCUGGUUUCUACAACGACAAGCUCCGCCCAGCCUGCCCAGGCCACGCCCUCGGCUGCGUCUGCGUAUGUGCCGUCACCAAUAGCAACGCUGGGAUUCUCCACGGUCACGCCCCCCACACACACACUCCUCACGCCGCUCAUACAAGGUCAGCCCUCCAUGUUAGCCCCGCCCUCCUCUGGUGUGGCUCCUCCCCAGUCUGCUUCAGGCCCCGCCCCUCCCGGGGUCACAGGUCAGGUCGUCACGGCGACGGCCCUCUACCCGCCCAACAGCGUUGCCGUGCCGACAGGAGUGGUCUCCGUGGCGCCCAGCGUGGCCCCCAGUGUUGUCUACAGCGUCUCCGGCCCCCCCACCCCCACCCAGCCCAAACACACACACACACACACACACACAAACACACCUCCGCAGCCCGACAGACACACUCACUCACAGUCACACACACUCUCACACUCACACACCGCCCUGGAGCGCCCCCCAGACAGACAGCCUGAGCAGCUGGAUGGACAGACAGAUGGACAGACAGAUGGACAGACCGGUAGACAGGCAGGCAGAGAGCAGACCCACGCUGCCUCCACAGCACCCCCCUCUGGUGCCACCGUGCCAACGCGCCCCACCAGCCCCCCACACACACACACAGGCAGUGCACCGGGCACCCCCAAGCUGCCGCCCCUCCCGGCGAGGACCCCUCAGAAGGUGAAAGCCACGGUGGCAUCGAUACCUGUAGGCAGCUACGAGGCCGGCGGACGAGGAAAAGAGAGAGAGAGGGAGAAGGAGAGAGAGAGGGAGCGAGAGAGAGAGAGGGAGCGAGAGAGAGAGAGGGAGCGAGAGAGCGCGUCGCGUUUCUCGUUUGAGGUGGAGCCCCCGGUGGAGUCGGGCACAUCCCUGGGCAGCCCUGCAGCGGAGGAGGGGUCCUUAGAGGGGGCCUCACACACACACGCCGCAGGAGACGACACACACACCUCAGAGCAGAGGGACACGCAGGCCAAAGAGACUGUCUGGAAGGACUCUGUUCCCUCGUCUCCGCUGCCCCCCCCCUCCCCCGGACCGGACCCCCCCGCCCUGCCCCCACCUUCCCAGGGUGACAAGGACAACCCCCCCGGGAGCCAUGGAAACAACCCCCCCACCAAGAAGGUCAAGGCUCGCCCACCCCCCCUCAAACGCACCUUCGACUCUGUGGACAAGGUGCUGUCGGAGGUGUAUUUCGAGGAGCGCUUUGCGGAGCUGCCCGAGUUCCGUCCGGACGAGGUGCUCCCCUCCCCCACUCUCCAAUCCCUCGCCACCUCCCCGCGGGCCAUACUGGGAAGCUACCGACGCAAACGCAAGAACUCCACAGAUCUGGACUCGUCCACAGAGGAUCCGUGUGUGUCUCCAAAGAGGAAAAGUCGUCGGCGGUCCAGUUGCAGCUCUGAGCCGAACACGCCCAAGAGCGCCGCCAAGUGCGAAGGAGACGUCUUCACUUUCGAACGCCCACACACAGGUGAGGACCUGCUGGCAGAGUUGGAGUUUGAGAAGGUUCCGUACUCUUCUCUACGCCGCACGCUGGACCAGCGCAGAGCUCUAGUGAUGCAGCUCUUUCAGGAGCACGGCUUCUUCCCCUCAGCCCAGGCCACGGCUGCGUUCCAGGGUCGCUAUAGCGAUAUCUUCCCCACUAAAGUCUGUCUGCAGCUGAAGAUCCGCGAGGUGCGACAGAAGAUCAUGCAGACCGCCACACCGAGCGACGCCAUUGGCCAAGCCACAACCUCCUCUGAUUCUAUUGGUCAGUCUGCAGCCUGCUCCGAUUCUAUUGGUCCAGGAGCCUCUGAUCCCGCCUCUCAGCCCGGCCCCUCAGGAGUGACAACCAAUGACGCCCUCGCCUGUGCUGGAGCCGGCGCUGACCUAUCAGAGCAGGAGUUGGAGAGGGAGGCGGACCUUAGUGGCUCGGAGGAGGCCAAGGCUGCAGCUGAUUCGCUGGACGCCACCAGAUGAGAUUUGACUGACAAGGAUGCACGUUUAAUGAGCAGGGGGCCUCACGUUUGGCUCCUCCCCCCACCAUCUCUCUGAUUAUCCAAUCAGGAGAGAGGGGGCGGGACUAGAGCAGAGCAGGGGCGACUGGCCUCGCCAGCUCUGGAACUUUUAUUUCCCCCUGAGACACCAGGGACACACACACACACACACACACACACACACACACACACACACACACACACACACACACACACACACACACACACACCAGGGACACUUUAAACACACUUUACACACACCUGUAUACACACACACUUUACACACACCUGUACACACACACACACACACUUGUCUCCGCCCGUGUAUUGAUGGUGUAGACGAGUUGAAGACUCUCUUGAACAUUGUUACCAUGGCUACCACCGGGCUUCCAGCCGCGCCAGCACACACCACACCACACCUGGCGAAUCUCCAGCUGACCAAUAAGAUUUAGCCUUACGGACAGAGCCCGCCCUCAGCCUCCCUCGGCUGCAGCUAUUGGCUACUGCAUUUAUUUAACCAGCCAACCAAUUCUUGCUGCUUGAAAUCACAGAAGGUCCACGAUUGGUGAGGUGUUGGCCAGGGAGGCGGGACUUUUGGCUACUUCCUGGUCAUGGCAUUGGCCCAAACACUUGGCCAAUCACAAAGGGGCAGGGCCCCUUAGAGGCGGAGCCUUUGGAAGAUUUAACGGUGUUUACUUUUAUUGUCAUUACUUUUUUAUUCUUUAUGUUUGUUUGUUGUUUAUCUCUCUCUGUUGUCAUGGAGAUGAGAUCUGUGCACUGAAGAGAUGGAGUGGUCCCCAUGGCAACUCAUCACCAUGGAUACUGCAGAGCAACUGAUCACCAUGGAUACUGCAGAGCAACUGAUCACCAUGGAUACUGCAGAGCAACUGAUCACCAUGGAUACUGCAGAGCAACUUCUCCAUUCCAGCGAAGACGGAGCACUGCCCUCGCGCCAUUGGCUGGAAGGAGACUGUCUUAGCCUCCUGAUUGGUCAGGCGAGGCAGGGGGCGGGGCUUAAGAGGGGGAUGGAGGUCCAUUAAUGCAUUCUGAUUGGACAGCUUGGUGUUGUUGUUUCUAAGCAGCCUAUCAGAUGUCAGACGCUUUUUUUAUUGGACGCUGAACUGAGGAAGUGGAAUGAUGAUUCAGAUGUUGAUUUAAACACUGCAGGCUCUCCUCUCCUCUCCUCUCUCUCCUUACAAAGUAACCAUCCUCCAUCUCUCUCUCUCUUUCUCUCUCUCUCUCUCUCCCCGAAAGAGAAUUGCUCUAUUUCUUUGUCUUGGUCUCCUUUUCUGAAGACCCUCCUCUCUCUCUUUCCUCUCUCUCUUUAGUGUAUCUUUUCUCCCCCUCUCUCUCUCUCUUUCCUCUCUUCUCUCUCCCUCUCUCUUUCCGCUCUCCCUCUCUCUCUUGCUCUUUCUCUCUCUCCAGUGUAUCUAUUCUCUCUCUCUCUCUCCUCUUAAUAUAACUGCUUCCUCUUCUCUUCUCUUCUGAAGGUAACUGCUCUCUCUCUCUCCUUUGGGGUCUUCUUACUCCCUCACUUCCUCUCUUCAUCUCCUGUCCGCUCAUCUCCUCCUCCCUCUCAUCUCCUCCUCCCUCUCAUCUCCUCCUCCCUCUCAUCUCCUCAUCUCGUCUCUCCUCUCCUUUCUUCCCCCUUUCCUCUCCU